UUCUGAACAAUAUGCAUUUGUAAAUCGAGAAAGGUUCCGAAAAACUCAGCAGCAAUGGCUGCAGCAAGAACUUCAGCGGCAUUGGAAAUAAGAAAGUUGAGAAAGAAACUUAGGCAAAUAGAAAACUUGGAGAGAAUUGAUCGGGAAUUGACUGACGAUGAGUAUUAUAAAAUUGACAAGAAAGAUAAAACCCGAGAAAACCUACUGAGAUUAUUAGCUACACAAAAUGAGGAGGAGUCGGAAGGAAGUAUCACAGCAUCUACAAAGUCAGAGAUCAGUGGUCAAGGUCAAAACACAAGCUCCAUAGCAACAGAUGAUUUUUCAGCGUCCUAUUCUGAAGCAGAUUUAGGGAAUGUUGAGGUGACGGUGAUCGAGCAUGAGGAUCUGAACGAUUUUGAACAAAUUGAUGUGGAAGAGCUCGAGGUAGAAGAACAAGAAGAUGAUGUCAUUCUAAAGGGUUCACACACAGUGAGAGCUGAGUCUGCAGACACAAGCUUAAGGUCUACAGAAAUCACGAACUCUCCAGAACCUGUACCAAGCUCGGCUGACUCCCAAACAAAGGCAAAAUCUGUAUCAAGCACCAGUGACUCCCCCCAAAAAGCAAAAUCUAGCGGUUCUCCUACAAAGAAAAAGGCAAAGAAAAAUGAACAAAGUGGCAAAGAUUGUGCCAAGCUGAAGGCUGUUAUCCAUAGGUGGCGCCAGUGUAGAUUCGGUGUCGUGGAAAUGGAGGGUCACAGUGACCUUAUUACAGAUGUCUGCGCCGACGGAAAACUGCUCGUGUCCGCCAGCCGUGACACGACGCUGAAGCUGUGGGACCUUGACACGCUGACGGAGGUACACAGCUACGGCGGCCAUACAGGAACUGUUACCUCAGUCGUCAUCCUAAACAGGGACGAUUCCCUCAAAGUCUGUGAAUCUGUCGAUGUUGACGUAGGAGAAAGGAUUGUGAUCAGCGGUUCGCUCGACUGUUCCUACAAAGUGUGGUGCACAGGCCUGGACGUCAUCAUACCACCAUCUACAGUCAUCAGGGGAGGUCAAGCACUGCGGUCUGUUUACACGUAUAACCCAGUAACUAGGGUAGGCUUCCAUUCCGCUGCCGGAGCUAUUGUCACGGGAUCUGAUGGCGGGAAAGUGGAACUGUGGGACGCCAAAAGUGGUGAAAACCUGGAGAGUACCAGACAGUUUGAUUCAGCCAUCACAGGACUAAAGGUACACGGCGGUCUGGUAUACUGCUGUUCAGAAGAAGGACUCGUAAAAAUGUUUGAUGUCAAAGACGGACAUUUGUCGUGUUUGUUUGCCUCUGAAAACGUCAAGCCUGCACCUGGGUGUAACCUCACGGAACGACCAAUCAGGGGCAUGGCUGUUGCCAUGGAUACUGUUUAUUACGGGGAUGAAGGGACCAAUAUCAAGGUUCUCAACUGGAAGAAAGGGGAAGUCAGCAAGCUGAUGAACCAUUCAGAAGAGUUUGGCAUGACAGACAGUCUAUGUUACCAUGGCGACACCCUUUUAGCCUCAUCAUAUAACCUUGACACAGGGAAAGGAUCUAUCAAUGUACGCUACCUCCCAGAAGGUAACUACAUGUCUACCCUAGAUGACCAGGAGACGGAGAGAAUCAUCGCCAUUACGAGUACCACCCUAUCAUCAGACAGGAUUACCAUAGUUACGGCCGGACUGCAACUGAAGAUCUGGACCGUAGAACCAACAAACAGUGAAGGAGGAGGGGAUUUGUUCAGUUCCAAAUUCAUCACAAGAUUGGCUGGUGUGGCCGUGGAUUCGGAGCCGGAGUCUGAUACAGAUUUCAGCGAGUCGGAGCCAGAGGAAGCUGGUGGACCACGUGUCCGAAGAAUGGGCAGCAACUUGUCAAAGAAGCCUGAGGAGGCUAGCAGCUGGAUGUCGUGGUGUGCUCUGCUUUAACACUUUAACAUUUAAAUUAAACCAAAUAAUACAAAUUUUGUAUUUUGUUAUACAGUCUAGGUUGUCAAUCAGCAAGGGCCUCAUAUCAGAUUAUCAUGAUAUUUAAUUGCUAUUACCUACCUGUAUUGAAGAGCCAUGGAAAUUUGAUUGGGAACUUUUUCAUGUCUUUUUAACUUCAUUUCAACUUUUCUGACUAUACGACUUUCACAUGUGAUUAGACAUGAUGCCUCUGAUCAGAUGGGAUCAACAUUUUUAAAACCAACUUUUGUAUUUUGAGAUCUACCAGCAUUGUACUUUAAACGUCAGAUAGGUCCUGUUUUGGACAUGACCAAAUAUUGACCCUGUAAUGUUAGGUCAUCAUGCCAAAAAUAAUUUAAGAUUUCUUAAGAAGAAAAAACGUUUAGAAUAUACCUAUUUCUACCACUAUUGGUAGUUAACAUAGUGAGAACCCCAAAAUAAAUGUUUGCUAGCCCAUAUUUAACAAUCAAUGUUGUCAAAUAUUUCUCUUGAAGUUGCACUCUUAAAAUAAUAAGGACAUAACACAAGAUUGUUAUUUCAGCAUGGAUUUGGUAUUGCUGAAUAUCUGGUAAAAGAACAGACCAGAUUAUUAUUUUCAAUUAAUCGUGAACUGAUGAAAUACAUGUAAAAUGUGUGACUAAAUCUGUUGACAUAUACGCAGGAGUGAAAAUAAAAGCAUAGCUAUAGACUUACACUUGAUGUUAGCCCAAGUUUUUUUAUCACUUACACAAAAUAUUAAAUGUCUUACAAGUACUCUUUAGGUUACAUAUACACAAGGAAAGAAAAUCACUAAUUGUUCAUUCUCAAUCUCAUAUCCAUAUACAAACAACAAGCUUUUGAAAUACAAAAUAUU
This is a messenger RNA of Mizuhopecten yessoensis (Yesso scallop), 2785 nucleotides long. RefSeq lists its product as uncharacterized. NCBI's taxonomy places the organism in Eukaryota, Metazoa, Mollusca, Bivalvia, Pectinida, Pectinidae. The record is from RefSeq and is a predicted model, not a curated record. Bases 55 to 1914 code for a protein of 619 amino acids. The transcript has 12 exons. Gene Ontology annotation, molecular function: protein binding.